Galeopterus variegatus (Sunda flying lemur) is the source of this 1617-nucleotide messenger RNA. It is a transcript of the gene TRUB1, whose product is annotated as TruB pseudouridine (psi) synthase family member 1. Lineage: Eukaryota; Metazoa; Chordata; Mammalia; Dermoptera; Cynocephalidae. The coding region runs from base 23 to 1072 and encodes 349 amino acids. Gene Ontology annotation, cellular component: mitochondrion. Gene Ontology annotation, biological process: mRNA pseudouridine synthesis; tRNA modification. The transcript is spliced from 8 exons. Gene Ontology annotation, molecular function: pseudouridine synthase activity; RNA binding. The record is from RefSeq and is a predicted model, not a curated record.
ACACAGGUCUAGCUGCAGGAGUAUGGCAGGUGCUGAGGCGGCGGUGGUGGUGUCGUCUUUGCAAACAAACGCAGUCCCAGUCCCUGAAACUGUAGGUACAGCUGCAGCAACGACCGCAACCUCGCAAGCGACGGCUGCAGCCGCUGCUGUUGCGGCCGCGGCCACCACUGAAUCCGAAGCCAGGGUCUCCAAGGCCGCUAUGGCUACUAAGCUCCUGUCCCUGAGCGGCGUGUUCGCUGUGCACAAGCCCAAAGGGCCCACUUCAGCCGAGCUGCUGAAUCGGUUGAAGGAGAAGCUGCUGGCAGAAGCUGGGAUGCCUUCUCCAGAAUGGACCAAGAGAAAAAAGCAGACUUUGAAAAUUGGACAUGGAGGGACACUAGAUAGCGCAGCCCGAGGAGUUCUGGUGGUUGGAAUUGGAAGGGGAACAAAAAUGUUGACCAGUAUGUUAUCAGGGUCCAAGAGGUAUAUUGCCAUUGGAGAACUGGGGAAAGCUACUGACACACUAGAUUCUACAGGGAAAGUAACAGAAGAAAAACCUUAUGAUAAAAUAACACAAGAAGAUAUUGAAGGCAUUCUGCAGAAAUUUACUGGGAAUAUAAUGCAGGUACCCCCCCUGUAUUCUGCAUUAAAGAAAGAUGGACAGAGACUUUCAACUUUGAUGAAGAGAGGUGAGGUGGUAGAAGCAAAGCCUGCCAGGCCAGUUACCGUAUACAGUAUCUCCCUUCAAAAAUUCCAGCCACCGUUUUUCACAUUAGAUGUUGAAUGUGGAGGAGGUUUUUAUAUCAGAAGCUUGGUCAGUGACAUUGGCAAAGAACUCUCUUCCUGUGCCAAUGUACUAGAGCUGACUCGAACCAAGCAGGGACCAUUUACACUAGAAGAGCAUGCCCUCCCUGAAGACAAAUGGACGAUCGAUGACAUUGCACAGUCUCUUGAACAUUGCUCAUCUCUUCUCCCUGCAGAGAUGGCACUUAAGAAGUCAAAACCUGAGGAGUCCAAUGAGCAGGUUUUGAGCUGUGAAUAUAUAACUCUAAAUGAGACAAAGGGAGAGGAUGAUGUAAUUAAGGCAUUUUGAGAUUGGCCUGGGAGUGUCACCGUUCCUGGUUGAUGUUUGAAUCCUGUGUGCAGAUGCAGAAUGACAAGCUAUGUGGAAGAGACAACUAUUCCUAACUUUUAUUUUUUUGCAUGAUGAAAAAUGUUUAUUAUUUACAGUUUCGGUAGCAUACAAUUUAUUUGCUAUACAUUAUAAAUGAUCUUGCAAUUGUUCAGUUCUUUGCUGUACUGUGAAAUGUUCCUUUAGGAUGUUUUUAUGUUGUUAAAUAUGAAUAUGAUUGGACUCAGGAAAAUUAACUUUCUGAAUUUGAUCUUCUUCAGUCUUUUCCUGUGAAAAAGUUGAACAAAUUUUCUAAUCAAAGAAGAAAGAAAUAAUGUGCUCCAUGUGUCUUCAGUCUCAUAAAAGUGAAUGUAAUUUAGUGUUAUUUUGUCUUUAUUUAGGCUUGCUGGUGGCUCCAUUGUAUUGAAAUUCAUUACCUAUGUUUGAAAUGGCUAUUUUUGAGCUCUUGUGUUUUGGAGAGUUUAUUAUUAUUAAAAACAUGUAUUUGAUAAGACUGCACUCAUCUA